This is a messenger RNA of Ceratina calcarata, 2118 nucleotides long. RefSeq names its product gamma-tubulin complex component 4 (gene Grip75). The transcript is spliced from 9 exons. NCBI's taxonomy places the organism in Eukaryota, Metazoa, Arthropoda, Insecta, Hymenoptera, Apidae. The record is from RefSeq and is a predicted model, not a curated record. Gene Ontology annotation, biological process: spindle assembly; cytoplasmic microtubule organization; microtubule nucleation. The coding region runs from base 95 to 2041 and encodes 648 amino acids. Gene Ontology annotation, molecular function: gamma-tubulin binding; microtubule minus-end binding. Gene Ontology annotation, cellular component: gamma-tubulin complex; spindle pole; microtubule organizing center.
CACACCUUCACAUCACUCAUAUACACGUUGAAGAUUGUGAACCUGUUUGAAUCAUUAUUUUCUUUUCUACGAAAAUAAUAUUUCGUUGAACGAAAUGUUGCACGAAGUAUUAUUAUCCCUGUGGGGAUGUUCGACGAAUGCCUUGCAAAUAUUGGAAUCAGACACUGUAGAUAUCGAAAAAUAUUUACAUCCCGGAGAACGUGUCUUGCUCAAAAAGAUAUUAGAUAUAGUGGAAGAAUGUAAUAUUAUUAGAAAAUUUAUUAAGGAUUAUAGUACGUCAACUGGUUCAAAACAUACUGAAGAUUCAGAGAACGUACAUCAGGGUUUAUAUUUACAAGCCCUUUGCGAAGGGAUGGAUCAAGCAUUAGAACCAUUUCGCCAAGAGAUCGUUGAUUUAGAAGGUGUAGUUCUCAGUGACAGUUAUACUCCAUUGUCAUUAAUACUCUGCCACAUUCAAAAAUAUGUCUGCUUGUUUUCUGUCUUAAAUUCUAUAAUAAGAGAGAUUCACACACAAAAAGUUCAUGGUUGUAAAUUACUUCAAUGCCUGCAUCAAAAUAUGCAUAUUGGUAUUUCUGAUGUAAAAACUGCUAUAGAAAAGGUAUCUCAUUGUGUACACAUAGUUUUUUACAAACACUUGACUAGCUGGCUUUUGUAUGGUCAUUUGGAUGAUGUGUACAAUGAGUUUUUCAUCCAAAAAAUAACUGAUGAACAAAACACUCUGAUGUUAAUAGACAAUAAAGAUGGAAAUAAAGCAAAAGUCAAUGCAGACAUGUGGAAUUAUAAUAUUAAAAUAGAUAUGCUUCCCUCCUACAUAAGACCGUCUUUAGCAGCUAAAAUUUUGACUAUUGGGCAAACUGUUAUAAUGUUCGGGAAUGACCCGAGACAGAAGAAAGAUUUUGCUAUAUCAGAUCAUAUCGAAACUUCGAUAUGGGGUGAAAAGGAGUACGAGUAUUUUCGUAAAUUGCAGAGCCUCCAAAAGAGAUCUAUCUUUAAUAUCGUGGAAUUCGAACGUACGAUCGAUGAGUUAAAGCAAUGUAUAACAGAACUUUUAUGGCGAGUCGCCGUAGAAGAAGCACAACUUGUUCAUCAACUUAGAUUAGUUAAAGAUUUUUUCCUCAUGGGACGUGGCGAUUUGUUUCUUGAAUUUAUCCGACUCACUGCUCAUAUAUUGAAUAAACCCCCGACGCAUCAUUCGUCGCGAGACGUUAAUCUAGCUUUCCAAAUGGCGUUGAGGAAGAUGCAUUUGAAUGACGAGAACGCCAUGGACAGUUUCAAUUUUAUAGUACCUAUCCCAGUAGAAGAAACUGAAGAUAUCGAGGUAGAAGGUACAGAGUUUACUGAGAAAGAACGUGAAGAUCCUAUUGAAAGACGUGGAUGGGGUAUGGUUAUUUUGAAAUAUAAAGUCAUAUGGCCAUUACAUUUGUUGUUCAGUCCAUCUGCUCUGAACGACUACAAUACACUAUUCAAAUUUUUGCUCCGAGUUAAGAAGACGCAAAUUGAUUUAUGGAAUCUGUGGAGCGAGCACAUGUAUUACAAAAAUAUCGAUAUGGGGGUAAUUCAACUGAGGAACAAUCUAAUUUUUAUUAUCGAUAAUUUACAAUACUACUUACAAGUAGACGUAAUAGAAAGUCAGUACACAAUCAUGGAAGCAAAUAUGAAGAAUACAAGGAAUUUUGAAGAUGUGCAAAAGGCGCAUUCCAUCUUUUUGGCUAACGUUAUGUCACAAACAUUUUUAUUAGGAAAUUCGACCGAGAGGACGAACGCUGUAAAUAAAUUAAUAAAACUGUUAUUACGACUGUGCGACGAUUUCAUCUUACAAGCAUCAAUGUGGGAAGUAGGUAAUUUACUUUUAACAGAAAAGGAAGAAUUGAAAACUCUGUCUGAGACACUUGAGAGUGUAAUGGGCUGGUUAACAAAGACACUGAACAGGGUACGCGCACAACCGAGUGGAGAACAUUUAGCUCAAUUAUUAUUGAGACUAGAUUUCAAUAGGUGGUUCAGUAAAAAAACCCAAACAAGGCACGAAUUAUCCCAGUACUAGUUCUAAGUAAAUCAGCACUAAUUUUGUAAAAAGGAAAUGUAAUAAAAUGGAAUACAAGUCUCUUCAAUUUUUUAUAA